Molecule: messenger RNA, 951 nt
Organism: Trichoplusia ni (cabbage looper)
Lineage: Eukaryota; Metazoa; Arthropoda; Insecta; Lepidoptera; Noctuidae
Gene: Vlet
Exons: 2
Coding region: 165-752 (195 amino acids)
Source: RefSeq, a predicted model, not a curated record
GACGACACCUGUCUAUAUAAUGUCAACUCAAUUGAGUGAUUGAAAUCAACAAAAACAUGAGAUAUUUUCUGCGUUGCGUGAAACAAAGUAAAAUCUGUUAAUUUUCUUAUAUCAAGAGGUUAUUCAUAAAGUAUUUACUUACUGGUACUGUACUACUGUAUGAAAUGGAUUGCACUUGGCUUAAAACAUCUCCCAGCUUAAACAAGGGGAUUUCUAUUAUAAAUAAACUUGACGAAGCUAGGUUCGAGCAGUUUCUUCGUAGAAUUGUCGCAAAACUGAAGGCCCAGGUCACUGAAAUAUUUACUGAAGAUGAAAUUCAAAAGUUGGAGAAAAUAUUUGGUGUUGAUCAGGAGAGUCUUGUACUGAGUAUAAAAACAUUACAAUACAUUUUCAAGAGAAUGUUCAAGUACAUUUUCAUGCCAGUAGAUCUAAAAAGUGAUUUGAAGACCAUAGGAUUGAAUAAUGAAAAAUCUGAUUCAAUAGUCAAAGUGUGGUCAGCAGAAACAAGAACAACACUGACUGAAUUAGGGUCUGCAGCGACUGAGAAAUCGAGUGAUUCAUUAAAUUUUUCCUGGAAACUAAAUGCUGAACUGAGUUCAGAAUACAGAAAAAAGUGCAAGGUUCCAAAGGCCUACUUGUCCUUGGCAAGUGAGAAAAAUGAGAUUGAAAUAGAACUAACCCACCCAGAACUUUAUUCCAUAUUCCUUCAAUUUGAAUCUAUCCAGAAUGAAUUAGAUUACUUGAUAACCUAAAAAGAUGUACUUGUUAAAGCAGUUUAAUUGAUGUUAUGAAGUCAUCUAUUUUGCAAUAUUUUUAUAAAUAGUAUAAUAUAGGCAUUAAAAUGAAGUUGCUAAUUUUGACUUAAGACUUCUUUUCAAGCUAGUAAAAAAGAUUUACUCAAUCAAUUGAUUAUAUUUUAUCAUCACAUAAUUAUACUAUAAAUUAAAAAGA